Corticium candelabrum is the source of this 2173-nucleotide messenger RNA. RefSeq lists its product as uncharacterized. Bases 27 to 1964 code for a protein of 645 amino acids. The transcript has 12 exons. The record is from RefSeq and is a predicted model, not a curated record. Gene Ontology annotation, molecular function: serine-type endopeptidase activity. Lineage: Eukaryota; Metazoa; Porifera; Homoscleromorpha; Homosclerophorida; Plakinidae. Gene Ontology annotation, biological process: proteolysis.
GACUCACCACAACCAUUUCGCAGGUGAUGAUGUUGAGACUGCUCGUGUUCGCAUCCGCUCUCGUUUGCUACGCAAACGCUUCCCUCGUUCACAUCCAAGUCACCGCGCGCUCUCGUUCCGUCCGCAAGUGCGGCGGCUCUCUCGUCGCCAGAAAUUUCGUCCUAACGGCCGCGUCAUGCUUCGAGGACGCCGAGAAAACGCAAGCGCGUAAAAUCAGUAUGGAACUGGUGUCGCCCGACAGCGGACUCUCUCUACCCGUGAGUGCCAACGCCGUCUUCUUGCAGCCGUGCUACGACGGUACUUGUGGGGAUUUGGCUCUAAUCCGGCUCGACCGACCGGUUCGCUCGUCGUUUAACGUUGCUCGUUACGCAGUGCAGCAAGCUGAUGACUUGUGGACGGGCGUUGGAGGCGACGCGCAAGUGUAUGCGACGUGGGAGACGUGGACUCGUGGUACGAGACUCGCGCUCAACAUGGUGUCGCUCUCGCUUUGUUCGGGUCUCAACGGUACGGCGGGCCAGUGUUCGAUUUGUGCGUCGGCGCCGUCGGCGUGCGAUUCGGGCAGCGUCGAUGUUGGUGCUCCGUUGGUCGUCAAGGCGGGAUGCUCUGGAGGGUCGGAUUGGGACGAUGUUGUCGUCGGUGUGUCGACUUCUGCGGGGAGUGGCUGUGGUCGGUCUGUGGGAGUGUACACGCGUGUGUCGUUGUAUUCUGUUUGGAUUCGCGAUGUCAUCAGUCCAGGCAAUGCGGCUUGUGCAGCUCAGAGUUGUCCUGCUGCAGUGUGUCCAACGUGCAGGACGGUUUCCGUUUCUGAGGAAGGAAGUGUUGAUUCUGACAUGUUGAGCAAGGUGAACGCAACAAUUGACAAAGUAGACAACUUGUACACCAUGCUUGGUGUCAAGAACGGGCAGAUGAGGAAGAUAAAGAGAGGCAGACCAGGUCCAGCUGGUCCACCUGGCCCAUCCGGCCCAACGGGUACAUCUACUGCUGGAGAAAAAGGAGAAAAGGGAGAUAGUGGUCCUCCCGGUCCCCCAGGCCCUCCUGGAGAUAGGGGAACGUCAGGUCAUAAGGGAGAUAGUGGAAGCAGCGGCCAGGUUUUACCACAAGUUGAAGUGAUACAAUUGAAAAUGAAAAAUCUCAUCAGUCAAAAUAGCCGUCUUGAGUCCGACUUAAAUGAAACAAAACGUCAACUUGCCGCAUACAAGGCAGCAAUAGCCUUGACACAAGAUGAAACAACCAAGAAAAUGGAGGAAUUAAAGGAAAUUGUUUCGGGUUUGAUGUCUCAUGAUGAUGUCGGUGGUAAAGUUCACGCCAGCAAAGUUGAGAAAUGCUCUCCCACGCUGGCUAAGCACUGCUCCUGGUACAGGAAUCUAACAACGCGUGACGAAUGUCUUGCAUUUGGGAAUACUUCUGAUUACCAUCACUGCCGGUUUGAUGCAACUAAUGAGAGAGAAAAGUGCGUUUGUUGCGAGUUUGCGCAUACCGGUCAUUACGAGUUUCACUCAGAACUCGAAGCAUUGCGGUAUCCAUCAGCUGAGUGUCGUUACUUUGCUGCCAGUAACAAGGAUAACUUGAGGAGAUGUCAUGGCAAUGGAGUCUAUUUCAACAACAAAUGUUACUGUUUUUCUGGUUACAGCGGAGACUACUGUCUGACAGGUUGCCGAAGUGUUGCUGCUCCGUCAUUCUGUAGUCGUUAUCAUCGAUGGGAGACAAAACUGCCCGGUUCCAAUCGAGGAGUGAAUUGUUAUCGUAUUAUGUCAACUUCAAACAACAAAACUCCCGUACAUAGCAACGUCAAGAGUAACUUUGCGUGCUCGUGGCUUUAUGAAUCCAGUGAAUGUCACUGUUGUAUGAGAUGGGGAGCUACCAAUCAGAAGUUCAGCGACUUCGCUAGGCUUCACUUUACCUAUAACAACGGUACUGAAGCCAAAGUGCACUACAACUGCCCAAAUGAGUCACCUUCGAGCUGAAGUUAAUUGAUUACUAAACGUAAAGACCGGUAUUGAACACUUUAACGACUGUCCCGGAUGCGGGUUGUCCGUGGCAUUAAAACAGUGAUGAGGUGCACUACUAUAUACAGGAAUUGCAUGUGUAGUGGAAUGGAUACUUGAACGAUGUUCACUGUUUCAACUAAUGGUAAUGCUAGAGUCGAGUAAUGCUUUGAUUCUAACGCAACAAA